Molecule: messenger RNA, 1728 nt
Organism: Penicillium oxalicum
Lineage: Eukaryota; Fungi; Ascomycota; Eurotiomycetes; Eurotiales; Aspergillaceae
Exons: 2
Coding region: 1-1728 (575 amino acids)
Biological process (GO): DNA-templated transcription initiation
Cellular component (GO): transcription factor TFIID complex
Source: RefSeq, a predicted model, not a curated record
AUGGCGCAGGCACGACCUCCUCAACCGCAGGGGCAGCAGCAGCAACAGCAACCCCCACCACAGUUCGCUACGCAUCCCUUCUCUCCACCUAUUUCUUCGCCUUCGCCUCACUCUGGACAGUCUCCCGUCAAUGGAGCUAUCGCGCCGCCGCCCCAGAAGAAACCUCGCCUAUCUCCCCUUCCGCAAUCUCAAACACAGUCACCCUACGCAUCUCCCAGCUUUGGCGCAAUGCAAUUACCUCCGAGUCAGCCGUCAAUGAACGGAAUGACCAGUAAUUUUGCCCCAUCUACUCCUACCGGUGCUGCGCCCGCCCAGGGAACGAUGGGACCUCCAUCGCGUCCUGUUGAUAAAACGACCGAUGCCGCUGAGCUGACAGACGUGUUGGCCUCGUCGGGCAUCGAUGUUCGGGAAGAAGAGGCUUUCCUCACACGCAGUUUCUCCGGGCCAAAUGCGCAGGCGCAGGCGCCCAGCAGACCUCCGCUACCGCAGCAACAGUCACAAACAAAUGCAUCAUUCGCCUCGCAAGCAUCGACAACGGGGACGAUUUCAGCAUCGAGCAGCUUUGGCGAUUUACCCAACGCGAAACCAGCCGCUGCGCAGGGUUCGUUCUCCACAGAUCCGACCUCUCAAAGCAGUACCAUCAGCAAUCAGCCCAAUCGCGCAGAUACAGAAGCCGCACGGCGGGCGCAGUACCAUCUUCAGGAACCGUUCCUUUUUGCCAAGCUUGUGGAGCAGAAAAUCCAGAAGCGUGGCUUUGAGCUUGGAGUCCGAAUCCCUUCAGAGGGUCUUUUUCAUCCAGUACCGGGUCGACAGGCUCCCAUUGAGGUCACAGGGCCCGAUGGUUCGUCCAUCGUACGAACAGGCCAAACUAUUCUAAACCAGGAAGGGGCGCCCCUUGUGGAUAUCCUGAAUCUCGUAUCCCUCUCCUGCGAGGAACGUCUACGAGGAGUUAUAGAUUAUUCAGCCGCGCUAGCGCGUAGCCGCAGAGCCCAUUCGCAUGGUGUCGUCCCUGAUGCGUGGGUGGACAUUGCGCAACCUCUGGGUCCUAUUGCAGGGAAUACCGUGACCCCAUCUAAACGGCCUAAUGUCGAUGGCGAGAGUGCUGCUCGAAAACCAGUUGCGGAAAGAUAUAAGGGGCUGAUUACACGAGAAAGUAACCAAGAAAACAAGCGUGCUGCAAAGCGUGCCAAAAGGGGAUCUGCCACGACAUCGGGUGACGACGCGAGCGCUCGAUAUGAUCCGGUGGCCAUUAUGGGAUCCGCUCCGUCUACGCCAAUCGGUGAUAGGGCUCCAACUUUUGACAGCAAGAAGUCGAUGACCAAGAAGGAGCAAAAGAAGAUGAUGGACAACAAGGCCAACGAGGCACAACAACACCAACAGUCGGUGGAGACAGCGCGUCUUGCAACCAAUUCCAUGCUUUCAGGGCGCAUGUUUGGUGCGAAAAAAUCAUACUCAUGGUUAAAGCCAGGCGGGUCGUCCAGCGGUUUCUCAACGCCUACCCGGGCGGCCCCCACAACACCAACAACCGGUCCAGAGAAGCCCAGUCGGUCGAGCGAGACACCAGCUGGUCCACCAAAGCGCCGACUCGGUACGUGGCGAGAAGAUCAAGAAAAGGGGCGGGGAAUUCAGGUUCGGGAUAUUCUAUUUGCUGUCGAGGCCGAUGGACGUGCAAGCAAGCAUGUUCAAAAGGGUUAUUCAAGAGACCCGAAGGAGGAUCGUGUGUUUUGA